AAGAUGUAACGUUAGCUUACGAAUAUGUUGACACCUUCCGACGUCAAACCUCCAAACCCUCUCUCGAAUUGCUCUCUCUUCUCUUCAACAUCCUUUAGUUUUGUUUAGCUUACUUGAGCUCCCUUCAGUCUUAUUCCCUACAAAUCUUUCACAUUUGUUUCCCUUCUUUUUGUUUUUUGUUUCUUCAUUGAUUGCUUCAUCUAUCUUCAAUUUUGGUUACUGUUUGUUUUUUUUAUGUUUGUUUUUUGGGCUUCUUUCUUCUGGGUUCAUUGAUUUUGGUUGAAGGAAUCUGAAUUGGCGGGAGCCAACGUUCAAUUAUGUGGUUUUAGGAGGUGGGUUUUGGUUGGAUUUGGAUUUGGGAUUUGGGAUUGGAAAAGGUUUCGAAAUUGUUGGGUGUUUUGAUGGCUAACCCAUCUGGGAACCAUCACGAAGCGGGCCAACCAUCGUCUUCCUUUGAUGGAGGGAACCCCAGCAAUGGUAAUUCGACUCCUGUGCCGGUGGCGGAUAAUUCGAGCUCGGCUAUUGCUAUGAAGCACAACCCAGGUAUCUCGACGGAUUGGACAUCUGAUGAGCAGGUCACACUGGAAGAAGGGCUUAAGAAAUAUGCUGCAGAGUCUAGUGUUAUUAGGUAUGCAAAGAUUGCAAUGCAGCUACCAAAUAAGACCGUACGAGAUGUUGCUUUGCGUUGCAGAUGGAUGAAUAAAAAGGAAAAUAGCAAGAGAAGGAAGGAAGAACACAAUUUAUCAAGAAAAAAUAAAGAUAAAAAGGAAAGAGUAUCGGACCCUUCAAUGAAGUCAGCACAGGUUGCAGCAAGGCCUAAUGUGCCUCCUUAUGGAAUGCCUAUGAUUCCUAUGGACAAUGAUGAUGGCGUUUCAUUUAAAGCUAUUGGUGGUACAACUGGAGAUCUUCUUGAACAGAAUGCACAUGCCAUGAAUCAAAUUUCUUCUAACCUUGCAUCUUUUCAGAUACAAGAUAAUAUCGGUCUCUUCUGCCAAACGCGGGAUAACAUCCUCAAAAUAAUGAGCGACUUAAACGAAAUGCCGGAUGUAUUGAAGCAGAUGCCGCCUCUUCCGGUGAAGGUGAACGACGAGUUAGCGAACACGAUCCUUCCACCGACCGCUCAUUCCAUGCAAUGAUGAAAGAUGUUCAACAAAAACUGGUUCAGCAGCUACAGAUCCUCCCUUUCAAAUCACUUCCUCCUUCAGAAUUUUCUGCAUAUCAUCAAAUUUUUUUUGUUGUUGCUUUAGCAUAUAUGGAUUCAUACAUUAGCGUAGAUUGUAACUUAGAUGCUGUGUAAUAAUUAGGAAUGUUUUUUCUUUCUAAUGGUCUGGGAAAUGGAAAGUAAUAAACAAUGGUUGAUUAUUUGUA
Cucurbita moschata (crookneck pumpkin) is the source of this 1368-nucleotide messenger RNA. RefSeq lists its product as uncharacterized. The coding region runs from base 402 to 1136 and encodes 244 amino acids. Lineage: Eukaryota; Viridiplantae; Streptophyta; Magnoliopsida; Cucurbitales; Cucurbitaceae. The transcript has 7 exons. The record is from RefSeq and is a predicted model, not a curated record.